CGUACAAACAAUGCUUGCCUGGCAGUGUGUUAAAAAACAACACAUCUACAGAUCAAAUUACCUUGAUAAAUAAUAAAGUGAAGUUUGUCAACCUUACAAGUGAUAUUUCAUGCAAGGCUUUUAAUGGAAAGAAUGCUGAACCACAACUAUGCCCAAACUCUACAACACAAAAUAUCACUCUUAAAGCUGGAAAGCAACAACAAUCUUCAGCAGAUGGAAACCCGCGUGAUAAAGGUCAGAAUGCUUAUUAUCGACGAGCAUAUUAG
This is a messenger RNA of Paramuricea clavata, 266 nucleotides long. The record is from the annotation of a GenBank genome assembly. Lineage: Eukaryota; Metazoa; Cnidaria; Anthozoa; Malacalcyonacea; Plexauridae.